AUAUAUAUAGGAUUCAAUUGGAUCCCAACCCCCCUCCUCAUCAUCAAAUUAAAGAUGGGUUUGAUGAGGAACCACCACCACAACCAGCAUGUAAUAGAACCUCCAAAUUUCAUUGAGUGGCUCAAGCCAAUACAACCAUCAUCCUCUCCUACUGAUCAACAGCUUCAUCAGCUCACAAAUCCCACCAUGAGCAUCGUCAGACUUCCUCUUCUAUACCAACAACAACAAGGCCGAGAAGAAGGAGAAGAAGAGAGUAGUGUUCAAUGUUUGCCUCUUCUAAGCAGAUUUACGGAGCAAAAGCCAGUAAAGGAGGAGGAAGAUCAUAUCAUGCAAAAGGAGGAGAGUACUAUUAAUGGAGUAAGAGAAGAGAAAGUUACUGUACUGGCCUUGCACAUUGGAUUGCCUAACAAUACUACUGAGAAUUCUGAGAUUUAUAACGUUAACAAGUCCAAGGAAGAAGAAUCAGUAGAUGUGAAUAAAUACUUCAAUCAUUUCAACACAGAGAGUAGGUUUUGGAUCCCAACUCCAGCUCAGAUCCUUGUCGGUCCGAUGCAGUUUUCUUGCUUCAUAUGCAGCAAGACCUUCAAUAGGUACAAUAACAUGCAGAUGCAUAUGUGGGGGCAUGGAUCGGAGUAUAGAAAAGGAGCAGACUCGCUAAGAGGAACACAACCAGCAGCAAUGUUGAGGCUGCCAUGCUAUUGUUGUGCGCAAGGCUGCAAGAACAAUAUCAACCAUCCUCGGGCCAAGCCAUUGAAGGACUUCCGAACACUCCAAACUCACUUCAAAAGAAAGCACGGAGCGAAGCCUUUCACGUGCAGGAAAUGCGCGAAAUCGUUCGCGGUCAAAGGAGAUUGGAGAACACAUGAGAAGAACUGCGGCAAGUUUUGGUAUUGCACUUGUGGUUCAGAUUUCAAACACAAAAGAUCUCUCAAGGAUCACAUUAGGUCUUUUGGUAAAGGCCAUUCCCCACACCCUUCCCUUGAAGGCUUUGAUCAUGACGAGAAGGAAUAUUGCAUCACUGGAUCUGAAGAUGAGAAUAUUAUGUUCUAAUUUCUUUCUAGAAUUAAGCUUGUCUAAGCUUGUGCUCGUUAACAAAAAAUUCUCUCUGCAGACAAGAUCUUGCGUAGGGAGCGGUUUGUUACGGAGCAUUUGAUGGAUGAUGAGAAGUUGGUAGUUAUGGUUUUAGGGAGUUUACGUAGUUUGUGAGGGAAAUAAGGUUACAUAUGGUUGCCUUGCAGGGGUGAAGUUGAUGAAUUUUCUCUGAGUUAGACAACUUUAGAGCUGGUUUUUUCCAUUUUAGCUUAGCUUUAAUUGUUGUUACUCCAUUAAUGGAGAAAAUUUGUCCGCUUCAUAGCUAAACCUGGUGAUCUGAACGAUCUGUCAUGUAUGAGUCGUUGUUUCAAUUAAAUCUACUAUGUUUCUUGCUUAAUUAA
This is a messenger RNA of Tripterygium wilfordii, 1433 nucleotides long. RefSeq names its product zinc finger protein WIP3-like. The coding region runs from base 55 to 1050 and encodes 331 amino acids. The record is from RefSeq and is a predicted model, not a curated record. NCBI's taxonomy places the organism in Eukaryota, Viridiplantae, Streptophyta, Magnoliopsida, Celastrales, Celastraceae. Gene Ontology annotation, cellular component: nucleus. Gene Ontology annotation, molecular function: DNA-binding transcription factor activity. The transcript is spliced from 2 exons. Gene Ontology annotation, biological process: regulation of gene expression; anatomical structure development.